This is a messenger RNA of Rotaria sp. Silwood2, 1497 nucleotides long. The record is from the annotation of a GenBank genome assembly. Lineage: Eukaryota; Metazoa; Rotifera; Eurotatoria; Philodinida; Philodinidae.
AUGUGUAAUCAAACUGUUACUCAAUGGAGAAAUUCUUCAUGGCGUAGUGGUCAAGUGGGUGCAAUGCAGUAUCAUAAUUGGGAAAAUAGUUCAUGCUCAAUAUUCAAAAUCAACUCUUCCUGUAGUCAAGGAUCUAUACCUGUUAUUGCUGUGAAUGCAACGUGGCCUGAGCAUGUUCAAAUGACGAUAAAAUAUGCAGCAUCAAAUAAUCUUCGCUUAGUUAUUAAAUCAACUGGACACGAUGUGUUUGGUCGAUCAACGGCAGGCGGUUCUUUACUUUUGUGGCUUCAUCAUAUGAAGAAUAAAACACUGAUUGAACAAUUUUCUUCAUGCAACGCUUCUAGCGUAUUAAAUGCUGUUCGUCUUGGUGCAGGUGUUCAAUGGAGUAAAGUCUACAAAUGGUUAGCUUUAUACAACUUGACUGUGAUUGGUGGAAUAUGUGACUCUGUAAGCGCCGUGGGUGGUUAUUUGCAAGGAGGCGGCCAUAGUCCAUUGUCACGCUGGAAAGGUAUGGCUGUCGAUCAAGUACUCGAAUAUGAUGUUGUUACGGCGAAUGGACAACGUCAAACAGUAAAUGCCUGUCAAAAUAGUAAUCUAUUCUGGGCAUUACGUGGUGGAGGUGGUGGGACAUAUGCUAUUGUACUCUCAGCUGUCGUACGAACAUAUCCAACGCCCUAUAUUGUUAGCAUUAUACAGAGUAUCAAAGCACCGAAUGAGACUCGUUAUGCUAGAUUAAUUCGAGAUUUUGUUCGAUUGUUACCUAGCUUAGCUGAUAUUGGUUGGUCUGGUUAUUUAUCAAUGGUUGAUACGAAUAUUUCGAUUACAUUAUUAUGGCCUAAUGGAAAUUUUGACGUUGCCAAUGCGACUUUAAACGACUUCGCCAAUCAAAAUACCGAUUUUGAAUCGGCUAAUCCAACUGGUAUCAAUGGUCUAGUCAGCUCACGUCUCAUUCCAGAAAAAAUCAUUCGCAAUAAGCCGAAUGAUGUGGCACAAGUGUUUCUUCAAAUGAAAGGUCAAAGUAAGAUUCCAUCAAAUCUAUUUAUAUAUCUUGUUGCCGGCGGACAAGUAUCUAACACAUCUAAUACCAACAAUAGCGUUAAUCCAGCAUGGCGUAGUGCACUACUUCAUGUGUACUAUGCCCGAUUGUGGUCUGAUGAAGCAUCUGUGUUUGAACAAGAAAUGAUUGCUAAACAUAUCAGUUGUCAAGUGAAAAUAUUAGAUGCAUUGUCAGAUGAUUCAAAACUUGGUUCCUACAUGAAUGAAGCAGAUCCAAAUGAGCCCGAUUGGCAAGAGAGAUUUUUCGGUUCACAAAUUAUGUAUGAUCGACUUAAAAGUAUUAAACAAAAAGUAGAUCCACUUGGAUUAUUCGUAUGUAGAAGUUGUGUCGGUAGUGAUGAUUGGACAGAGGAUCUCAAUUGUCCAAAAUCAUCGAAUUCUGUUCGAUCUGGAUUCCCAUUGACUUUUGUACUGAUACAAAUGUUUCUAUUAGCAUAUUAA